AUGUUUGAAUAUUAUGCAAUAGGAGAUGAGUCAAAUAAAAUUCAAGAUAUUCACAAAUAUCUUUUAACAAUUUGCAAUAAAAAAAUGGUUGAUAAGUUAGUGAAUACUUAAUAUAAACAGUAAAGAGUCAGCACUUCCAUAGAGUAAAAAACUCUGCCUUCCUUUAAUUAUCGCCCAAAGGAAAAAUAUCCUACCUUAAUUGGCGCACAAUAUAAAUAUUUCAAGGCACAACCAAAAAGAAAAAAAAUUUAUUUAAGUACCCUUCAAAAUGAUUAAUCAGAAUCAUCUCCAAGAUUGAAAGCAAACUCAAUUAUCUAGGAAUAAAAAAUCGAAAAUUAAAUGAAUUCAGCAAGGGUCAUAUAUACUGCAUAACACCCCAUAGACAGAAACAUCUCUAUUCAAAAAGCAUAAACUUCUAAAAACUACCACUUACCUAAAUGUGAUAGCAAUUGGAUUAUGAAUCUCAAAAGUAUUAGAUAAAGAUAAGAAUAAUUAUGA
Messenger RNA from Paramecium tetraurelia, 498 nucleotides. RefSeq lists its product as uncharacterized. Lineage: Eukaryota; Ciliophora; Oligohymenophorea; Peniculida; Parameciidae. The transcript has 2 exons. The record is from RefSeq and is a predicted model, not a curated record.